Messenger RNA from Thrips palmi, 974 nucleotides. Its product is annotated as transmembrane protein 208. Gene Ontology annotation, cellular component: intracellular membrane-bounded organelle. Gene Ontology annotation, biological process: vacuolar protein processing. Lineage: Eukaryota; Metazoa; Arthropoda; Insecta; Thysanoptera; Thripidae. The record is from RefSeq and is a predicted model, not a curated record. The transcript has 5 exons. Bases 145 to 672 code for a protein of 175 amino acids.
UCUGGACGCGUCAUGUCGAAGCCGUCUGCUGCAGCAUCUGGUUCACGACUUUGUUGACAACUCGGUUUGAGCCGCUGAGUCACUUUGUCGCUGUUUUAAAUCUUGCUCUCUCUGUCAGGGUGGCUGAGGCCUCUACUUGUCACCAUGUCGCAAAAACCAAAGGGUAAACAAGGAACCAAGGGUAUCAAGCAGAUUGUGGAAGAAAAUGUACAAACCCUUAGCUUCUACAGAAACAUGGUUUUCAUUUCUAAUGCAAGCUUCUUAGCUGUAACUUGUGUUCUCUUCGAUGUUUUUACAACUUGGAAUAUUGUUAUGCUUGUGUUUUCUGCUAUAGUUUACAUUGGGAGCUAUCAAUUUAUGGCAUUUAUGGCAAGAGCCAAGUACACUGACUCUGGUCAGCUUUUUGAUAGUGGAGUUGACCUAAACAUGGAAGGUGGAAUAGCUGAACAUGUGAAGGAUCUUAUCAUUCUGACUGUGAUCUGUCAGUGCCUAUCCUUAUUUUCUAACUACUUCUGGUGGUUAUGGGUCCUGGCUCCAGGUCGGGGUUUCCACAUGCUUUGGAAGAAUGUUUUGGGACCAUGGUUCUUCCAGCCAGCAGAAGAACGACAGCAAGAAAUUGAUCCAAAGAAACAACGUAAAAUGGAGAGAAAGCAAACACGGGGACGUUAUUGAAGUGUGCUCUCGUUUGACGAGAGAUGGUGAACAAAGUGACAAUUACUAGCUUGUCCAAAACCUUUCAAAGUCUGGAAUGAGUCUUAGCGGGUAAUGUGCCAAACUGCUGGGCACUUGAAGUAUUUUUGUCCUAUGGACAUCCACUUUUGUAUUUUGGUGUUUCUCUGAAUCAGAGGAGUAAAGCCAAUCAAUGAAGAAAACAUACAUGUGAUAGUGAUCCAUGCAUUAAUAAUUGUUUCUAGGAUGUCAAUUUUAUCUACAUUCUCAUAAAAAUGCUCAAUUAAACACAAAUUACAAAAAAA